CCUCCCCUCCAGUCUUGCACAGGUGUACUGGCUCCUCCCCUCCAGUCUUGCACAGGUGUUGGCUCCUCCCCUCCAGUCUUGCACAGGUGUACCGGCUCCUCCCCUUCAGUCUUGCACAGGUGUACCGGCUCCUCCCCUUCAGUCUUGCACAGGUGUACCGGCUCCUCCCCUUCAGUCUUGCACAGGUGUACCGGCUCCUCCCCUUCAGUCUUGCACAGGUGUACCGGCUCCUCCCCUUCAGUCUUGCACAGGUGUACCGGCUCCUCCCCUUCAGUCUUGCACAGGUGUACCGGCUCCUCCCCUUCAGUCUUGCACAGGUGUAUCGGCUCCUCCCCUCCAGUCUUGCACAGGUGUAUCGGCUCCUCCCCUUCAGUCUUUCACAGGUGUAUCGGCUCCUCCCCUUCAGUCUUGCACAGGUGUACCGGCUCCUCCCCUCCAGUCUUGCGCAGGUGUAUCGGCUCCUCCCCUUCAGUCUUGCACAGGUGUAUCGGCUCCUCCCCUUCAGUCUUGCGCAGGUGUACCGGCCCCUCCCCUUCAGUCUUGCACAGGUGUACCGGCUCCUCCCCUUCAGUCUUGCGCAGGUGUACCGGCUCCUCCCCUUCAGUCUUGCGCAGGUGUACCGGCUCCUCC
Staurois parvus is the source of this 630-nucleotide messenger RNA. The record is from the annotation of a GenBank genome assembly. Lineage: Eukaryota; Metazoa; Chordata; Amphibia; Anura; Ranidae.